Molecule: messenger RNA, 970 nt
Organism: Eucalyptus grandis
Lineage: Eukaryota; Viridiplantae; Streptophyta; Magnoliopsida; Myrtales; Myrtaceae
Product: vacuolar protein sorting-associated protein 25
Exons: 7
Biological process (GO): protein transport to vacuole involved in ubiquitin-dependent protein catabolic process via the multivesicular body sorting pathway
Cellular component (GO): ESCRT II complex
Molecular function (GO): protein homodimerization activity; structural molecule activity
Source: RefSeq, a predicted model, not a curated record
AACGAAUUUCGCUUUGACUCUCUCCGUCUUCCUUCCUUCCUUCCUCCUCUUCCGCGGUGCUCCAGCAGCUGGAUCGACGGAACCUUGCGUCGAACGACAUCGAAGCGCGAUUCGAAGCAGCUUUGAUGACAGAUUUGCAACAAAUAUUGUCUCUCUGAAUAGUGGAAGAGAUGCAGACGCUGGGCAAUUUCAAAUUGCCUCCAUUCUUCAAUUACCCUCCUUAUUUCACCUUGCAGCCAGUAAGGGACACUCGAGAGAAGCAAGUGCAACUCUGGAAGGAACUGAUCCUUGAUUUCUGUAAAAUGCAAAAGAUAUUUGUGAUUGGAUUGUAAGAAGAGUUUCCACUUUUUUCAAAUCCUGUGAUUGAGAGAUCUCUUACUCAUGAAGCAAGGGAAGCAUUCCUUGCUGCCAUAGUUUCUGAAGGACGUGCAGAAUGGUUGGACAAAGGUCAUAGGAAGUGUCUCAUUCUCUGGCACCGCAUUCAAGACUGGGCUGAUAUUAUAUUAAACUUUGUGAAAGAUAAUGGGCUGGAGGACUCUGUGACGACAGUUGAGGAAAUACGUACUGGGCCUGAAUCUCGGGGGACAGAUCUUCAAGGCGUGGAUCGCGUCAUCCUCAUGCGAGCUUUGAAACUACUAGAACACAAGGGGAAGCUCGUGAUUUUCAAGGGCACUUCUGCGGACGAUGAAGGCAUUAAAUUCUCGAGUUAAUGACGAUGAAUGUGUGCUCUUAUUUGAACUUCUACCAUCUGAAACGGCACAUGUACUGUUCCUGGACGCCUUUAUUCAAUCUUUCUCCAGGUUUUUGAGUAAGAAAGACAUUGUAGAAUCUUUCUCCUGCUUGUGCACUGACUUAAGAAUGUGUAAGGCAAUAUGGAGGAGUGCUAGGAAACUAUGGAAGUGGUACCUCGAUCCCCAUCUCUUCCAUGGAUCCGAAAAAUGGCAAUUUGAAUUGCAUGCCAAGGUUUCUU